CGCGGCGCCCCGCGCAGGCGCAGAGCGCGCCUCGGUUGUCAAACAUGGCUGAAGUGCCGCCGCUGCCGCCGCUGCUGCUACCGCCGGUAGAGGGAAAAUGCUGAGCGCUCCCGGGCCAGGCGGGCGGCGGCGGCGGCGAGGGCGGCGACGGGGACUGGGUCCCGCUUCCCGGGCGCGGGGGCGGCGGCGGCGAUGGCGCGGCUGGCGGACUACUUCAUCGUGGUGGGCUAUGACCACGAGAAGACAGGGUCUGCAGAAGGAAUGGGAAAAAUAAUCCAGAGGUUUCCACAGAAGGAUUGGGAUGAUACACCUUUUCCACAAGGAAUCGAAUUGUUUUGCCAACCUGGAGGAUGGCAACUGUCCAGAGAGAGAAAGCAGCCAACAUUCUUCGUGGUUGUCCUGACAGAUAUUGACUCAGAUCGGCAUUAUUGCUCGUGUCUAACUUUCUAUGAGGCAGACAUUAACCUCCAGGGAACAAAACAAGAAGACAUUGAAGGUGAAGAGGAAGUGACUGGUUUAAUUCAGCCUGCAGAAGUAUUUGCUCCCAAAAGCUUGGUGUUGGUGUCCAGAUUAGAUUAUCCAGAAAUUUUUAGGGCUUGCCUGGGCCUGAUCUACACUGUGCAUGUGGAUAGUCUAAAUUUCUCGUUGGAGAGUCUCAUUGCAAACCUCUGUGCAUGCCUUGUCCCAGCGACUGGGGGUUCUCAGAAGCUGUUUUCCUUGGGAGCAGGAGACAGACAGCUGAUACAGACUCCUUUACAUGAUAGUCUUCCUGUCACAGGCACCAGUGUGGCUCUCCUGUUUCAACAAUUAGGAAUCCAAAAUGUCCUCAGCCUCUUUUGUGCUGUACUCACAGAAAACAAGGUUCUCUUUCAUUCCACCAGUUUCCAGAGACUUAGUGAUGCUUGCAGAGCACUAGAGUCUUUAAUGUUUCCUCUUAAAUAUAGUUAUCCUUAUAUCCCUAUUCUUCCGGCUCAAUUAUUGGAAGUUCAGUCACCAACACCUUUCAUUAUCGGAGUUCAUUCUGUCUUUCGUACUGAAGUCCAUGAACUUUUGGAUGUAAUCAUUGCCGAUUUGGAUGGAGGCACUAUUAAAAUCCCUGAAUGUAUUCACCUCUCUCCACUCCCAGAACCACUGUUACAUCAGACACAAAUGGCCCUUUCUCUGAUUUUGCACCCAGACCUAGAAGUAGCAGAUUAUGCAUUCCCUCCACCACGGACAGCUCUGUCACACUCAAAAAUGCUAGAUAAAGAAGUGCGGGCAGUUUUCCUUAGAUUAUUUGCACAGCUUUUCCAAGGCUAUAGAUCUUGCCUGCAGCUUAUCAGAAUCCAUGCAGAGCCGGUCAUACACUUUCAUAAGACAGCUUUCUUGGGACAGCGUGGUUUGGUUGAAAAUGAUUUCCUCAUUAAGGUGCUUAAUGGAAUGGCAUUUGCAGGCUUUGUGUCAGACAGAGGGCCUCCAUACAGAUCCUGUGAUCUCUUUGAUGAGUUGGUAGCCUUUGAAGUGGAGCGAAUUAAAGUUGAAGAAAGUAACCCUCUGAAAAUGAUAAAGCACAUUAGAGAACUUGCAGAGCAGCUCUUCAAAAAUGAAAACCCAAAUCCUCACAUGGCAUUCCAGAAAGUUCCACGCCCCACAGAAGGUUCACACUUGCGAGUUCACAUACUUCCUUUCCCGAAGAUUAAUGAGGCCAGGGUUCAGGAGCUGAUACAGGAAGGUCUUGCAAAGAACCAGCUUGCGCCUCCUACUUCUCGAGUGGAGAAGAAAUGUGUUGUGCCAGCAGGCCCACCUGUUGUUUCAAUCAUGGAUAAGGUGACAACAGUGUUCAACAGUGCUCAAAGACUGGAAGUUGUUAGAAACUGCAUCUCCUUCAUAUUUGAAAAUAAAGUAUUAGAAACUGAAAAGACUCUUCCUGCUGCAUUGAGAGCCCUCAAAGGAAAGGCAGCACGACAAUGUCUUACCUAUGAAUUGGGUUUACAUGUGCAGCAAAACCGGGCCAUACUAGAUCAUCAGCAGUUUGACUACAUUGUAAGGAUGAUGAACUGUACUCUACAGGACUGUUCAGCCUUGGAAGAAUAUAACAUUGCAGCAGCAUUACUGCCUUUGACAAGUGCUUUCUAUAGGAAACUCGCCCCUGGAGUCAGUCAGUUUGCUUAUACUUGUGUGCAGGACCACCCUAUAUGGACUAAUCAGCAGUUUUGGGAGACAACGUUUUACAAUAAUGUGCAAAAUCAAGUUCGCUCCCUAUACCUCUCAGCCAAGGAAGACAAUCAUUCAACACACUUGAAGCAAAAGGAGAAAAUUCCAAAAAGCACAGAGCAGGAGAAGACUGCAAUGGACCUGGCCGCAGAGCAACUGCGGUUGUGGCCUACACUGAGCAAAGAGAUGCAGCAAGAGCUGGUGCAAAAGGAGGAAAGUACGGUCUUCAGUCAGGCGAUCCACUUUGCAAACCUCAUGGUCAACCUGCUGGUACCACUGGACACAAGUAAAAACAAACUCCUGAGGACAUCUGCCACUGGAGACUGGGAAAGUGGAAGCAACAGCAUUGUCACAAACAGCAUUGCCGGAAGUGUUGCUGAGAGCUAUGACACAGAGAGUGGCUUUGAGGACUCAGAAAACAGUGACAUCGCAAAUUCUGUUGUGCGUUUUAUAACCCGGUUUAUUGACAAAGUUUGCACGGAAAGUGGAGUUACUCAGGAUCACAUCAAGAGCCUUCACUGCAUGAUCCCAGGAAUUGUAGCAAUGCACAUUGAGACCUUGGAGGCUGUUCAUCGAGAAAGUAGAAGGCUCCCCCCAAUACAGAAGCCUAAGAUUCUAAGACCUGCCCUACUUCCAGGAGAAGAAAUAGUUUGUGAAGGCCUCCGUGUGCUACUCGAUCCCGAUGGAAGAGAGGAAGCUACAGGAGGGCUUCUAGGAGGUCCCCACAUCCUCCCUGCAGAAGGAGCCCUGUUUCUUACCACAUACAGAAUUCUGUUUAAAGGGACCCCUCAUGAUCAGCUAGUUGGUGAGCAGACAGUCGUGCGAAGCUUUCCCAUAGCGUCCAUCACCAAGGAGAAGAAGAUCACCAUCCCAAACCAGCUGCAGCAGAACAUGCAGGAGGGGAUGCAGAUCACAUCGGCCUCCUUCCAGCUGAUCCAAGUGGCCUUUGAUGAAGAAGUAAGUCCUGAGGCGGUGGAGAUCUUUAAGAAGCAGCUGAUGAAGGCCCGCUACCCCCCAUCAAUCUUCAGCACCUUUGCCUUUGCUGCUGGCCAGACUGCCCCACAGGUCAUCUUACCCAAGCAGAAAGAGAAGAAUACUUCUUUCCGCACUUUUUCAAAAACAAUAGUGAAAGGUGCCAAACGAGCAGGGAAAAUGACCAUUGGUCGCCAGUAUUUGUUGAAGAGGAGAACAGGAACGAUUGUGGAAGAGCGAGGAAAUCGUCCUGGGUGGAAUGAAGAGGAUGACAUCUCUGUUUCAGAUGACAGUGAACUGCCCACCAGUACAACCCUGAAGGCUUCUGAAAAGUCAACAAUGGAACAGUUAGUGGAACGUGCCUGUUUCCGAGACUAUCAGCGUUUGGGUCUGGGAACCAUAAGUGGCAAUUCUUCCCGCUCCAAAACGGAGUAUUUUAGGAUUACCGCUUGUAACCGGAUGUAUUCUCUCUGCUGUAGCUACCCAGGGCUUUUAGUGGUACCUCAAGCUGUCCAGGACAGUAGCUUACCAAGAGUGGCUCGCUGCUAUCGGCAAAAUCGCCUGCCUGUUGUCUGCUGGAAAAACACCAAAACCAGUACCCUGCUGCUUCGAGCCGGUGGAUUCCAUGGAAAAGGAGUUGUUGGGCUUUUCAAAUCUCCAAACCCUCAUUCUACAGCUCCCACCUCCUCUUUGGAAACUUCAAGUAGUAUAGAACAGGAGAAAUACCUGCAAGCCUUACUGACUGCAAUUUCAGUUCAUCAGAAACUCAGUGGCAGUAACACCCUCACUGUCAGGCCAGCCCUUGCUCUGUCUCCAGGUGUCUGGGCAAGUCUUCGCUCCAGCAAUCGCUUUAUCACCUCUCCAGCAUCCUUCAUUGAUGUUGGCGCCCGACUUGCAGGCAAAGAUCACCCGACAUCCUUCAGUAAUAAUGCCUACAUACAGAAUCAGCUCCUGAAACGCCAAGCUGCCUUGUACAUAUUUGGUGAAAAAUCACAGCUAAGGGGUUUCAAAUUAGAAUUUGCUUUAAACUGUGAGUUUGUUCCUGUUGAAUUCAAUGACAUCCGGCAAGUGAAAGCCAGCUUUAAAAAGCUGAUGAGGGCUUGUGUCCCCAGCUCUAUUCCUACUGAUUCUGAAGUGACAUUCCUCAAGGCACUAGGAGACUCCGAAUGGUUCCCACAGCUCCACAGGUUACUGCUGCUGGCCAUGGUGGUAGCUGAAGUGCUGGAGAGCGGCUCCUCCGUCCUGGUCUGUUUGGAAGAUGGCUGGGAUAUCACCACACAAGUGGCAUCCCUUGCCCAGCUGCUCAGUGACCCAUUUUAUCGGACUCUGGCAGGCUUCCAGAUGCUGGUGGAGAAAGAGUGGCUCUCUUUUGGCCAUAAAUUCAGUCAGAGGAGCAACUUGACCUUCAAUUGUCAGGGCAGUGGCUUUGCUCCCAUCUUCUUGCAGUUCUUGGACUGUGUGCACCAGGUUCACAACCAGUAUCCAACAGAAUUUGAAUUCAAUCAGUAUUACUUAAAAUUCCUGGCUUUCCAUUAUGUCUCCAAUCGUUUUAAAACCUUUCUUCUGAACUCAGACCACGAGCGAUUAGAGCAUGGAACACUAUUUGAAGAUAAAGGAGACAAGCAUGCCAAAAAGGGAAUUUGCAUUUGGGAAUGUAUUGAGAGGAUGCACAAGAGGAGUCCCAUUUUUUUUAAUUACUUAUAUGCACCAGUGGAAACAGAGGUACUAAAGCCCAGUAUAAAUGUAUCCAGCCUCAAGAAAUGGGAUUAUUACAUGGAAGAAACACUGUCCACGGGGCCUUCUUAUGACUGGACAAUACUAACUACAAAAUCCACACCUUAUGAAGACACAGACCAGGCAGAUGGAAGCAGGUCACAGAGCCAGAGGAUAGUGUGGCCAUGCUAUGAUGAUGUCAGUAAGGUGCAGCCGGAUGCAAUCACUAGCCUCUUCUGCGAAAUUGAACGGUUAGAACACAAGUUGAACCAAACCCCAGAAAGGUGGCAGCAACUAUGGGAAAAAGUGAGCGUGACUCUUAAGGAAGAUACAAGACAAGACCAGCCCCGGAGACACCCUUCUAGCUCCUCAGGAAUUGUGACCACCAACUUACACUCCUAUCAGAAGAGAUCUCUGCUUCACCUGCCUGACAGUGGCCUGGGGGAAGAACAAAAUGCCAGCAUCUCUCCAUCCAAUGGAGUGGACCGGAGGGCAGCCACACUCUACAGCCAGUUUACUUCCAAGAAUGAUGAGAACAGGUCUUUUGAGGGGACGCUGUACAAACGAGGAGCUCUGCUGAAAGGCUGGAAGCCCCGCUGGUUUGUGCUGGAUGUGACGAAGCAUCAGUUGAGGUACUAUGAUUCUGGUGAGGACACAAGCUGUAAAGGGCACAUUGACUUAGCUGAAGUGGAAACCAUCAUUCCAGCAACCCCAACUAUGGGCGCCCCAAAGCAUGCCAGUGACAAAGCCUUUUUUGAUCUGAAGACCAGCAAACGCGUGUAUAACUUCUGUGCCCAGGACUCACAAAGUGCCCAGCAGUGGAUGGACCGGAUCCAGAGCUGUAUUUCUGAUGCCUGACCAGACCCCCUCUGGGAUACAGGAACGAGAAGGAGGCCUUUGGCUGCACCAAUGGGAAAGGUCACAGGAGAGACUUUGGGAAGCACCAGCACCAAGAAAUAGCUCUCUCUCCCCUUGAGCCAGCCUCACUCACUGUGUAGAUCUCUAGUCUAACUCGCUUCCCCAGACUACUUCCCCCAGUUGUGUUUGUCACAUGGAGCCUGCUUGGGUCUGCAGUAAGCUGUACUGACGGGGCAGCGUGUACAGCCCAGCCUCCUUAUGCCAUGACAGCAAUCUGGGGCCAGCCCAGGGGGGAUUUUGGAAACAUCUGCCUGGGUCGCUAUUUACUUGGCAGAGCCAAUGGUUUUGCAAGCAAAAGUAGAAAACCUCUGGUACCAUCCAUCCUUAGUUGGAGCAGUCAUUGCCAUCAGGCCUGAUGCAGAUAUUUCAUGGGCUACAUCCCAUAGCCAGCUGCUGGCUGUGCCAGGUGUGGGCUGUUUUCAAUACAUGCUGAGCUUACCAGCUUUGGUGGGACUGAAGGAAGAGACAAACCAUGUGACCCUGCCAAGAGAUUUGACCUCUGGGGAAAUGGGAGAAAGAUUAGUCUUCAAAUGUAUAGACUCUAAAAGAAAUUGCUUUUCCAAGGCUGAAAGAAAGAAUGCUCUUUGCAUGCUCUUCUGCUCACUCUCAACUUGUAUUCACAAAGUAACACAAUGAUAAAUGCACUAAACAAUAAAGCAGGGCUAGGCCUGGAAAUCCUCUCAGUGCAGCCACGUGGGCAGGCAGGAGUGUGCCACCACGGUCGUGCCAUGUCCCGCCAUGUGCCUCCGAAACAAGCCUCAGAGAAGGGGACAGGAAGGAGAGGCAGAGCCCAGGAGGGUCAUCACAGGCUGGAAGGUGGGAUUGGAUGUUGAAGGCAACAAUUUUUGCACAUAAAUUGUAAGAACAAUUUUAGAUUUUUACAUUUGAAAACAUUGUGUUUAUUAAACUUAAAGCUACAGAGCAAAUACCCUUCCCCUUGUCAGCAGGGAGCUAGAGCAUCGUGUCUUGUUUGGAAAUGUUAAUAUGUGAAAUAUCAGACUAAUAUUUCAAAGAAUCUGUAUAUAUGAUUUAGUACAUUCUGAUUUUUUCAGACUUCCUGCUUGUAAUUUAAUAUAAAACUAACCAAACUGAUUCACUCAUAGGAUUUUGUUUAUUCCAUGGGUCCUUCUUCUAAGAAAAACCACUCUCUUUGGGGGCUGAAGAUUAAGAGUAAAAUGUCCAAUUUCAAACUGUAUACAUACCAGGAAAAAAAGAGUUGUCUUAAUAUAUAAGGAAUUGGGGGGGGAGGCAGGAGACAAUAGGAAUGAAGGACUUUUCUGUCAUUUUCAGUUUAUACACCUCCACCUGUGAAAAUGGCCGUUGCACAUAAUUUGUAUUUUUCUUUGUAUAUGAAGUACUUUUUUAUGUACUUUGUAAGAUAUGGACCCCAUCAUUUCAUAGGUUGAAACUGUGCACAACACUCUUUGGUAAUGAGGUUAUUUUAACAAUUUUAUGUAGGUGUGACAUGACUUUAUAACCAUCUUGUAAUAAACAUACUUCUUAAAAAAG
Molecule: messenger RNA, 7305 nt
Organism: Phascolarctos cinereus (koala)
Lineage: Eukaryota; Metazoa; Chordata; Mammalia; Diprotodontia; Phascolarctidae
Source: RefSeq, a predicted model, not a curated record